Molecule: messenger RNA, 3562 nt
Organism: Panicum virgatum (switchgrass)
Lineage: Eukaryota; Viridiplantae; Streptophyta; Magnoliopsida; Poales; Poaceae
Exons: 4
Coding region: 427-3330 (967 amino acids)
Biological process (GO): DNA transposition
Molecular function (GO): transposase activity; DNA binding; zinc ion binding
Source: RefSeq, a predicted model, not a curated record
UUUUGAGUUAAAUACACCAGUGGUCCUUAAACUUGUCUUGAGGUGCCACUUAGGUCCACGAUCUUGGAAAAUCGAAAUCUGGCACCUUUAAGUUGUCAUUUAGGGCCGAUUUAGUCCAUAACCCCCCACGGGAGCGUUUUUGCCGACGUGGACUGGCCACCGUGGAUCUGACUAGGCACGGGCCACUCUUUUCAGGACUGGUAGCCCAUGGAUAUUAGCAGGUACCCCCCUCAGUCCCCCCCAAUCUCUUUCUUUUUCCCUUUGCCCUCUUCGAGUUCGUCGCUGCCGAAGGUGAAGCGGCGGCGACGGCUGGGUGGCGACCGGCGACGGCAAUCGGAGGAGCAUGUCGCGGAUGCAGUGAAGGAGAAGGGUCGAGGGCCAUCUUGCCUGAGCAGGUCGCAGCAGCGAUUGCAGUGAAAGGCUGCGAUGGCACCCACCUUGCGUCGAGCAGGGGAACCGCCACCUAUCUACGGUGAUGAUAGUGACAAGUUCACUGUAGAGGUGCACCAUGGUGGUUUCUUUGUUGGUCAAGGUUGCAAUAGGGCUUAUGUUGAUGGCAAAGUUAACUGGUUUGAUCACUGUGAGGGAGAGACAUGGUCUGCUCUAUGGUUGGGUGAUUUUGUUGGGGAACUAGGGUAUCAGGCAUCAUAUUCUCUGAAGAUAUACUGGUUGCUACCUGGGACAGAUUUGUCAGAUGGCCUUAGGUUGAUUGCAUCGGACAAUGAGGCACGACUUAUGAUUUCAGUGAUUAGCAAGGUUAGGAACUUUGUUGUGUUCUUUGAUCAUGAUGACAACAUAAGUGGCAUUAACUGGGAGGACAUUGUUACAAACCCAAUAGCAGAACUGCCUAAGGUUAUGAGCCCAUCAAAGGUACAAAAUGCCAGGGCAGAGAAGCUGCCUGCAUUUUACUCAAAUGUGCCUAAGGUUGGCACAGCAGCUGGCACAGCAGCAGCAGGUCCUUCAGUGGUAACAGGAGAUGAGGAAAUGGAAAGUGACAGUGACUCAGACUUUGUUGACAGUGAUUAUGACCUUGAGGAUCAGGAUGAUGACUUAUUUGUGGAGAAUGUUGAUGAAGAUGUUAUUGAUCAGGGAGCUGCAAGGGGCAAGAAAAUAGGCAAGGGUGAAAGUACUUCAGCUAGGAAACUUAUGAAAAGGAUGUCAACUGGAGAUGAUGUGUCAAGUGAUGAAGAUGAUCUCUAUUUGCCAGAUUCAGAUGGUGAAGAUCAAGUGAGCAAGAAGUUCAAGUCAUUUAGGGAUGCAGACUUGGAGAAUACUGUAUUCAAGGUUGGCAUGAUUUUUGAUUCAGUUCAGAUGCUAAGGAAGGCUGUGACUGAAUACAGCUUGAAGCACAGGGUGGACAUAAGCUUUACCAGGAAUGAGAAGAAAAGGCUUAGAGCUCAAUGUGUAGAUGGCUGUCCAUGGAAUUUGUAUGCUUCAACCGACACAAGAACUAAUGGUUUGAUGGUGAAGACAUAUACUAGUGAGCACAACUGCCAGAAGCAAUGGGUCCUGAAAAGAUGCACAUCAAAGUGGCUUGCUUCCAAAUAUGUUGAGACAUUCAGAGCUGACCAAAAGAUGACCCUUACAAACUUUGCAAGAAUUGUGCAAAAAGAGCUGAACAUUACCCCUCCCAGAACAACACUUGCUAGAGCUAGGAGGAUUGCCAUGAAGCAAAUACUUGGUGAUGAGGAGGAGCAGUAUAAGAGGUUGUGGGACUAUGGUCAUGAGUUGAGGAGGAGCAAUCCUGGGACUACUUUUUUUCUGAAUCUUGAGAGAAAUUUGUUCAGUUCUAUGUAUGUAUCACUUGAUGCAUGUAAGAGGGGGUUUUUAGCUGCCUGUAGGCCACUGAUAUGUCUGGAUGGAUGCCACUUGAAGACAAAGUAUGGCGGGAUCAUGCUUACUGCUGUUGGGAUAGAUCCAAAUGACUGUAUUUAUCCCAUUGCUUUUGCUGUUGUGGAGGUUGAGUCCCUGUCCUCAUGGAAGUGGUUCUUGCAGACACUCAAAGAUGAUCUUGGGAUUGAAAACACUUAUCCAUGGACCAUCAUGACAGACAAACAAAAGGGAUUAAUUCCAGCAGUGGGGCAAGUGUUUCCAGAAUCUGAGCACAGGUUCUGUGUGAGGCACUUGUACUCAAAUUUUCAGCAACAUUUCAAAGGUGAAAAUUUGAAGAAUCAGCUAUGGGCAUGUGCUAGAUCUACCACAGUGGUCAGGUGGAAUGAGAAUAUGGACAAGAUGAAAGUGCUGGAUCAAAAGGCAUUUGAGUGGCUUGAAAAGAUGCCUCCAAAUACUUGGGUAAGAGCAUUCUUUAGCACCUACUGUAAGUGUGACAUCUUGUUAAACAAUAGUUGUGAGGUUUUCAACAAGUACAUACUAGAUGCUAGGGAAAUGCCAGUCCUGAGUAUGUUAGAGCAAAUCAAGACUCAACUGAUGACAAGAUAUUACAAGAAGGAACAGGAGGUGGGUGAUUUGUGGGAGGGACCUAUAUGUCCAAAGAUUAAGAGGAAGCUACUCAAGAACACAGAAUGGGCAAAUACAUGCUAUGCACAACCAGCUGGAAUGGGCAUAUUUCAGGUUAAAGUCUUGGACAGGCAGUACACAGUGGACAUUGUAAACAAACAGUGUGAUUGCAGAAGGUGGGACCUCACUGGUAUUCCUUGCUCUCAUGCAAUCAGUUGCUUGAGACAUGAAAGAAUACAUCCAGAAGAAAUAGUAAAUGAGUGCUAUUCCUCUAAAAGAUUUCUCCUUGCCUAUGGUCCUACCAUAUGGCCUACCAAUGAUAAGAGCAUGUGGCAGAGAGUGGGUGGACCUGACAUUCUCCCUCCUGUGUAUGAAAAGAAGGUUGGCAGGCCAGCCAAGAAUAGAAGGAAGCAGCCUCAAGAGGUAGAAGGCAAGUAUGGACCAAAGAUGUCCAAGCAUGGUACAAUAAUCACUUGUUCUUAUUGUGGAGACCAGGGGCAUAACAGGGGAGGGUGCUCCAUGAGAAAGGCUGGCAUUCGGCCUAAGCUAGUUGCACAGAGAAAUCAAAGUCAGCCACCCCAAGAAGAAUAUGAAGAUGAACAACUGACAAGUCAGGUUUCCAUGGAUUUGGAAGAAGGAAGUCAGCCACUUUUGUCUCAAAUGACAGACACUAUGAUGUCCCAGUUGGAUGCAGAGUCUUCUCAACUCAGAACAAGGGAGCUGCAGGCUAGGAGAUUACCAGAUCCAACAUUCAUCAUGUCCAACAUACCAUCCUCUAGGCCAGUGCCACCUACCACUGCAACCAAGAAGGGAAAGAAGGCUAUGAAACCAUCUAAGAAGGCAAAGAAAGCUCCUGCAAAGAAGAAGGCCUGAAGUUCUCCAGUGAUGGUUUCAUGCUUUUGCUAUUGUACAGCAGCAAACAUACUGCUCCUUUUGUAAAGGUCUCUGUUACCUGACCAAAAACGAUAUCUUUUGCUUCUUCCUGAACUUUCAUCAUGGAAGAUAGGACAAAGUUAGUGCAUAGAUGCAGCACUACAAAUUCUGUUGGAAUGAUGCAGCAAAACAUUUUCUGAUGGAAUGCUAAUUAAUCAGUGCUUCAAUGCAA